Messenger RNA from Physella acuta, 2185 nucleotides. RefSeq names its product peroxiredoxin-5, mitochondrial-like. Gene Ontology annotation, biological process: hydrogen peroxide catabolic process; cellular response to oxidative stress; cell redox homeostasis. Lineage: Eukaryota; Metazoa; Mollusca; Gastropoda; Physidae. The record is from RefSeq and is a predicted model, not a curated record. Gene Ontology annotation, molecular function: thioredoxin peroxidase activity. Gene Ontology annotation, cellular component: mitochondrion; cytoplasm; peroxisome.
AAUCCUUACUUGAAACGAAAACAACUCACUGACUCGCAGGCCUAGAUAGAGAAUGACUUCAAUUACACCGUACUGGAUUUUCUCUUUUUCCGUCAAACGACUUUCAAAAUUGUUACCUAUUAUAACAAUUAAACAAGAAAAUAGCAGAUUAUAUUCGUCAAAGUAUAAAGUGCAGGUGGGUGAUGAGCUUCCCAAUGUAAAUUUGUAUGAGAAGUCUCCCAACAACCCAAUAUCUGCAGUUGAUUUGUAUAAAGGAAAGAAAGGUGUAUUGUUUGCUGUAGUUGGGGCCUUCACUCCUGGUUGUACUAAUUCACAUAUUCCUGAUUAUCUUUCCCUGCAUGAAAAGUUUCAGGAAGAAGGAUACAUGAUUUCAUGUGUUUCUGUCAAUGAUCCGUUUGUAAUGGAGGCUUGGGGAAAAAGCACCAACGCUUUGGGAAAAAUUAGAAUGUUAGCUGACCCCCGUGGUGAGUUCACUAAAGCACUUGGCAUGGAGAUAGACUGCAAACAGUUGCUUGGUGGAAUAAGAUCACAAAAAUAUUCAUUAGUAAUUGAUGAUGGUAAGAUACAGAGCAUCAAUGUCGACCCAGAACAUACUGGCCUGGCCUGCCUGUUGUGUAUAAAGAAUAUGAAGGCUGACGAUGUACCUGUGGCUAUGAGUACAGAGGGGAAAUGGAAAAGAUAAUGAGGCCACCCUGUUUCCUGUGUUGUAUUUUGUAUUUGUUGUUGAUAAAGUCAUUUGAUUGCAUGUGUAGAUUUUGUUCCAACUCCCGUUAUAUUGGGAUUCCAUCUGGUGAUGGUUUCCGACUUUGACAAAAUCUCGAUGAAAAUUUUGUGAUAAUUUUUUUUUUUUUUAAACUGACUUAUCAUUUUACAGUGACUUCAAGUUAGUUGUGUUAUCAGCAUUAAAGAGACAGGUUAAAAAAUAUUUAGACUUUUGAUUAUUUAAAAUAAUUUUUUUACAAGUCCAUUCAAUAACAGUUGUAUUGGUAAACUGGCCUCAACUUGUCAGUUUUUCUGAGUCAGCUAAAGUAUUUUAAAAUUUCCAAGUCAGCUACAAGAAAUUGUCUUAUCUCAUGGCGUGUGUAAUGCUAGUUAGUACUCUAAAUAUAAUUUUAAAGUAUAUAUUUGUGCACACAGUUGAAUCAAAAGUCUCUAAGUCAACUAAGCUUCUAAACUGCAAUAAAUAAAAUUAAAUUUUGUUUAAUUAGCUGGUGGUAUUUUAUAAUGUAAAUGAUGCUGACAUGGAUGGAUCAAAAUAUUUGGGGUACUUAUUGUUUUUUCUUUAAUUAAUUAUUGCAUGUAGUUUAUUGAAUACAGGUGACUUGUUUUGAUUUAUUUCUUUUGUGGACCCUGGGGAGAAAAGGUCUGUAGCCACACCUCCACACUGGACUUGGUUUUGGGCAGCUCUCUUUAUUAGCUCCCUUGUAAGCCUGGCAGCCCUUGCCUCUUUUUCUACUCCAGGAUUUCCUUGUCCUGCAUACUUUCCUUUUCCUUGCAAUAUUAUCCUUAUUCCUCGGUAGAUUCACACUUAAUGUCACUAAAAGGUAUGAAUCAGCUACCUAAUUUGUCAUGUGUUGUCCAAGCUGAAGUAAUAUUUUACCAUCACUGAAAAGUGAACCGUUAUAACGCAAUUCAUUACUUUACUUUCUGAGUCAGUUAUUUUUUUUUCUUUCAGUCUAAUUUAGAAUAGAUGUACUGGUUUUUCAAUUAAUACAUAUACAAGUAAGAUUAGCAUCAAUGGUUGCAACUAUUUUUUUACUGUUUUCUUAGCAUUUUACUAGUUAUUUAUUUUAACUAAAUUUAUUAAACCAAAUUUUUGUUUGUUUGUGCAAUUAGAUGUAAUAUUUCUUUUUGUUAUAACAAUUAGAAAAUGAGUUAUGUUUAUUAUUUAUGUCUGUGUGUUGUCGAAUAUAUGGAGAGAGUGUGUAGAUAUUUUUUUACACUUUAAAAGUAAUGUAAAAGUGUAAUACAUAGGUGACUAGAGUUUUUUCAUUAGUAAGUUUUAGAUAUUUAUUUUUAAGUAUAUUUUUUCCUCCUGUAGCAAGUACUUUACUUUUUAUGUCUGAUAUAUGAAGGCCCUUAAAAAUUACCUUUUAUGUGAAAUUAUGUAAUUUAGAAAUUGAAUAAUCAGAUAUUACUUUUUGCAUAAUCAGUUUUUUUCUUUUUAAUUAAAAUGAAUCUCAUG